AUGGUUGAGUAUUUGAAUACACAGGCGGUAUUAACGGACACACUCCGGCGGUAUAUCGAAGCACUGCAGCAGAAAGUCGAUGUUAUAAAGAGCAAAACAAAUGAAAUCAGAGCCAUCAACGAUGUGGCCGCCGCUGACAUGCACAAAUAUGUGAGUAAUCCCCUGAAUGCGUUGACCAUUCUGAAGCGCUUCACAUCCGACUGGCAGAUGCUGCGGCAAUAUGCUCACAAUAUUGACAGCACAACAGAAAUCGUUAAAAAUCUGACAUUCACCAGGAAGUCGUUGAAAUUCCCGAGCGAAAGUGAUUUCGAUGAGGCAGCCCUUAACCUGCUGCGAAUUCAGGGUGCCUACCAACUGGAGCCAGAGCGUUUGGCUGUGGGUGAGGUGAACGGCAUAAAGUUGGGCGCAGCCAUGUCCUGGAGCGAUUGUCUGGAAAUUGGUCGUAAAUCAGUGCAAAAUGGCGACUUUAUGAUUGCGAAAUUUUGGAUGGAAGUGGCGCUGGGGAAGUUGCCUGCUGUAGCUGGCGCGUCAAUGACGGCGGCAAAUGCCACAGAAGGCAUGUCCUCAACCGAGUGGCGCAGUGCGGAGUUGGAGAGUGCGCGCUUGCAGAUUAUGGAAGCGCUGUCUAUAAUCGAGUCCAAUAUGGGUAAUCUAGAUAGCGCGCUCGACAUCAUCAACACACUAUUGAAGAAACAUCCAAAAAAUAAAAACCUGCUUAAAACCAAGACACGAGUGGAAAAAAAACUUAGAAAAUCCACGAAAAAAUUCAAAAAAAUGUCGAGGCAGAGCAAAGGAAAUAAAGCGCAAAGUGACAAAUCUGUUGGAGAAUUGCUGAUUGGAGAGAUUUGCCGUGCGGCAACAAACAUCGACGCCGCCAGCAGCAGCGGCGCAUUUAGCGGCAGCGCACCAGAUUGUCGCCUGAUUUACGGUAAUCUGCCUGAGCUGCUGCUGCAACCACUCCAAGUGGAGCUCCUAAGCCUGGAUCCCUACAUCGCCAUAUAUCACAACGUGUUGAGCGCACAGGAAAUCAGCGACUUGCAGCAGAUUAUCGCCGAUGCGGAUGACGGCGAUGAGGCAGCUGUAGCAAAGCUACUAAAGCGCAAGAGCACCACGGAGCGCUUGCAAUUGGCUACUUGGCAAAUGGAGCGUUGGACGUUCGAAGAUGACGUGCACACAGCCGCGCUGCUGCCAGCGACAACAGAAAUCAUGGCGAAUGUUCUGCUCAAUCUGCAAACAGCCAAGUUGGGGGGCGCUAUUGUCUUUCCGCAGUUGGAAUUGGGCAUCACGCUGCCGACGAAUGCCUUGCUUUAUUGGACGCAGCUGAAUGGGUACCAUGAAUACGAUUAUCGCAGCAAGCAGCAUGUCUGUCCGGUGAUUGUCGGCACACAACUCGCGGCGUAUACCAGCAUUCAAGCCUGA
Messenger RNA from Bactrocera tryoni, 1419 nucleotides. RefSeq names its product prolyl 4-hydroxylase subunit alpha-2. Gene Ontology annotation, cellular component: endoplasmic reticulum. The record is from RefSeq and is a predicted model, not a curated record. Gene Ontology annotation, molecular function: protein binding; procollagen-proline 4-dioxygenase activity. NCBI's taxonomy places the organism in Eukaryota, Metazoa, Arthropoda, Insecta, Diptera, Tephritidae.